AUGAUUGACAGGAGGCAGUGUUCACCUGGCAACCUGUUAGCAAGACCUCAGGCGCUGGCGGAGGAGGGACAGCAGAGGAAGGAAGUGACCCGUGUGGAGGAGGAGAGGAUCCAGGUGCUCAACAACAUGGACAAGCUGGAACAGAAGAUCAAAGAACUGGAUAACCAGAUGGAUGAAUCACUCAGAGAAGUGGAGGUUGAGGGUGCCUUGGUGCAGGCUGAGCAGGAGGCGGAGCUAACAGCUCUGCAGCAGGAGAGAGAUGCUGUGGAGACACUCGACACCAAGAUGGCCGUCAUGGAACAACAGGCACCGGACCAGAAGACUCAGGACUCUGAGGUGCUGGAGGCUGAGACAAAGCGUUUUAAGGACCUGGAGGACCAGCAGAUGGAGAGAGAGAGGCGUCAUGAUGAGGAGAAGGAGACAAGCACACAACACCUUGUCAGAGAGAUCACUGACUAUCAACUCAGCACCGUCACACGCAAGGAGAGGCUGGUGACCCUGAAGAAGCAGGCGGACCUGAUUACCCAGCAGGCUCAGCGAGAGAAGGAUAGCUUUCUGAAGGAGAGGACCAACCUGCAGAUGAUGCUGCAGAGGGAGAAAGAGACCAUUGCCUCUCUGGAGAAAGGAAUCUCCAAGGAGCACUUCCGUUCGCUGGAGGAGAGGAAGAGGUCAGUGAAAGAAGGCGGGGCCCACCUGAGUGACACGUUACCCAGGAAGAAGACCACUGUCACCCCUCAGUUCAGCUGUGUUACACUGGGACACAGCAUGCUUAACAAGCGUCUCAUGUCUGUCAUCGUCGACCCAAUGGUCUCCUGUGCCAGCACGUCUAAUGUGACCAGACUGGAGGAGAUGGAGCAUCUACUGAGACAGGCCCAGGAAGAGAAGAACCGCCUCAUAGAACACAAGGAGCAAGAGAUGGAGUCGUGCAAACAGGCUCUGGAGGAGGAGAGGAGGAGGGAGCAUCUGGAGAAACGACUGCAGGAGGAGACCAACAGACGACAGAAACUCAUUGAUAGGGAGGUGAAACUACGGGAGAAACAGAGAGCACAGUCCCGUCCUCUGACGCGCUACCUGCCGGUGCGUAAGGAUGAUUUUGACCUGCGGGCCCAUAUAGAGUCAGCGGGCCACAGCGCUGACAUGUGUUUCCACCUGUCCGUCACGGAGAAGAUUUGUCGAGGAUUCCUGGUCAAGAUGGGGAGAUUGAUCAAGACCUGGAAGAAACGCUGGUUCGUCUUCGACCGCGAUCGGCGAACACUCUCCUACUUCUCAGACAAGCACGAGGCCAAGCUGAAAGGUGUCAUCUAUUUUCAAGCCAUAGAAGAAGUUUACUACGACCACUUAAAGAAGGCACACAAGAGUCCUAACCCAUGUCUGACGUUCAGUGUGAAGACUCAUGACAGGAUCUACUACUUGCUGGCCCCCUCUCCUGAGGCCAUGAGGAUCUGGAUAGACGUUAUCGUCACCGGGGCCGAGGGAUACACUCAGUUCAUGGUGUAGAAGGUGUGAUGUGGCCAGGGUGGAGGGAUACACUCAGUUCAUGGUGUAGAAGGUGUGAUGUGGCCAGGGUGUAGGGACACACUCAGUUAAUGGUGUAAAAGGUGUGAUGCGGCCAGGGCGGAGGGACACAUCCAGUUAACGCUGUAAAGAGUGGUGCUUCGGCCAGAGUGGAAGGAUACGACCAGCGUGCGGUUCCGGGGCCAGGACUAGAUCCUCUCUUUUGGCCAGUGUAUUUACACUUCAUUAUUUUGAAAAGGUGAUUGGUCGUUGAUUAACUAGCAAUGUACAUAGCAACCACAGGAGGUUGGUGACAUAUUAUGAGCCGUCCUCACCUCAGCAGUCUUCACUGAUAGCAACAUGAUGUGCUGUAGUAAACAAGCAAAACAGAACAGUCAUUAAACUUCCUGGUUGUAUAGGGAUCAAGUUACUGAUAUUUACUCAACCCUUAUGUCCUCUGUUGUGUCCUCCAGUGUAGCCAGAGGUCAAAUCAUCUCUGCAUGGAGUGUCUGGGGUCCGGCUAGCCAGGGGUUGAUGCGGUAUUGGGCAUUAAUGUGCUUCUUAACCAUAAAAAAAUAUGAUAUUGUAUUUAUGCUAUUGAUUAUCAAUCCAUGUAUCUUUAUUUUUGCAUACAGAAAAAUUAAGCAAGAACAUAUUGUGCCUUGAAAAGUGUUUGGUCAUUUUUCUUGAAAUGAGAAUUAUCAUACGGUAUUGAUUUGUUGAAUGCAAAGAUUCUGGUUUUCACAGAGGAGCCAUGUGCUCAGAACCAGCAGUAUCAAAUGAGAACCACUAGAGGGUGAUCGUGUCCUGGAUUCAGACUGAAUCCUGGUCCUCUCAGGUGUAAAGGCACAUUGUGUUCACACACGAUUACUUUGGGAAUUCGAGACCUUCAACUAAAGCGGUCUGAGAGAACAUCAGAUAAAUGACACCUGCUAUGACAUCAUCUUUGGCACUGUUUGCUGUUCAGUUGGCAUUAGCAAGCUCUUGAUGAUUUUGUUUUUUCAUGUCAGUAACACAUGUUAAAUUAUCAUGCAAUGGCUCACAAUUCUUACUGUAUAUAAAGAAGGGACUGUGCCACAUGGAAUCUCUGCAGAAAUGAUGUAGUCUAUUUCAGAAUGAGGGGUGCUGUAACUCUGCUAGUGUUUGUUCUGUCUGUCUGGGGCAUGGGCUCAGGGAGUGUGUGUGUGUGUGUG
This is a messenger RNA of Salvelinus sp. IW2-2015, 2687 nucleotides long. Lineage: Eukaryota; Metazoa; Chordata; Actinopteri; Salmoniformes; Salmonidae. The record is from RefSeq and is a predicted model, not a curated record.